AUGGAGGAGCGACCCUACAAAUGCCUCCAGUGUGGGAAGAGCUUUGCCGACAGCUCCAACCUCCUUCGUCAUCAGAGGAGCCACGCGGGGGAACGACCCUACACGUGUGCCCAGUGCGGGAAGAGCUUUGCUGAGAGCUCCAAGCUCCUAGAGCACCAGCGAACCCACACGGGGGAGCGACCCUACAAAUGCCCCCAGUGUGGCAAGAGCUUUGCCGACAGCUCCAACCUCCUUCGCCAUCAGAGGAGCCACACGGGGGAACGACCCUACACGUGUGCCCAGUGCGGGAAGAGCUUUGGGCACAGCUCGAGCCUGAUCACACACCGCAGGACCCACACAGGUGAGAAACCCUACAGGUGUGAUGAGUGCGGGAAGAGCUUUGCUCAGACCUCCAACCUCCUGGAGCACCAGAGGAUCCACACAGGCGUGAAACCCUACAAAUGCCCUGUCUGCGGGAAAGUGUUCUGCCACAGCUCCUCGCUCACUGACCAUCAGAGGGUCCACACGGGUGAAAGACCCUAUAAAUGUCCCGAGUGUGAAAAGAGCUUCAAACACUGCUCUGUGCUUAUUCAACACAGUAGGAUCCACACAGGGGAGCGACCCUACAAAUGCCCCCACUGCGGAAAGGCCUUCGCCGAUCGCUCAGUCCUGAUCAAGCAUGAGCGGAUUCACACGGGGGACCGACCCCACAAAUGCGUCCACUGCGGGAAGUGUUUCAGCGAUCCCUCCGUCCUGACCCGGCAUGAGCGCAUCCACACAGGCGAGCGACCCUACAAGUGUGUUCAUUGCGGCAAGGGCUUCAGUCAAAGCUCCACCCAUGCCCAGCAUCUGAGAACCCACACCGGGGAGCGGCCCUAUAGAUGUGAUGAGGGUGGGAAGAGCUUCAGUGUAAGUUCCAGUCUUGUUGUCCACCAGAGGAUCCACACAGGAGAGAGACCCUAUAAAUGUCCCGACUGUGGGAAGAGCUUUAGUGGCUGGCCAAAUUUUAGCAGGCAUCUGAGGACCCACGCCAGGAGUAAACCCGACAGGUGA
Messenger RNA from Emys orbicularis (European pond turtle), 1032 nucleotides. Its product is annotated as zinc finger protein 135-like. The coding region runs from base 1 to 1032 and encodes 343 amino acids. The transcript has a single exon. Gene Ontology annotation, cellular component: nucleus. The record is from RefSeq and is a predicted model, not a curated record. Gene Ontology annotation, molecular function: DNA-binding transcription factor activity, RNA polymerase II-specific; RNA polymerase II cis-regulatory region sequence-specific DNA binding. Gene Ontology annotation, biological process: regulation of transcription by RNA polymerase II. Lineage: Eukaryota; Metazoa; Chordata; Testudines; Emydidae.